Messenger RNA from Atta colombica, 1191 nucleotides. RefSeq names its product inhibitory POU protein (gene acj6). Lineage: Eukaryota; Metazoa; Arthropoda; Insecta; Hymenoptera; Formicidae. The transcript is spliced from 4 exons. Gene Ontology annotation, molecular function: RNA polymerase II cis-regulatory region sequence-specific DNA binding; DNA-binding transcription factor activity, RNA polymerase II-specific. The coding region runs from base 1 to 1191 and encodes 396 amino acids. Gene Ontology annotation, biological process: regulation of transcription by RNA polymerase II. The record is from RefSeq and is a predicted model, not a curated record.
AUGAUGUACUCGCCGGACAAGAUGAUGGGGAGCAAGGGACUCCACGGGGCACCGAUCACCGCCCCGGGAUGCUUUCCCUCAGGGAGAUACUCGCCGCCGCCUUAUCGUGCCGCGCCGGAUCCAAUGCCGCCGCCGCCGAGGCGAUGCAUGCCGAAUUCUACGAGUCGUAUAUUCGAAGACGCAUCCAUUGUGUGCAAUUCUUGGUCACCAAGGCAUAAUGGUGAUUUAUUCGGUGGCUUGAAUAGUGGUCUGCAAGAUGGCUUACUUUCAAGAGCGGAGGCUUUGGCAGCAGAUUUGGGAAAGCACAACGCUGGGACACCGAUGCCGCUGAAGCACGAUCCCGUAUCUGUGUACCAUCACGGAGCACAUAUGCCUACCCCCCACCCGAAUAACCGGCCACAUCAUCAGGUACAAUCACACCUCCUUAUGAGCCAUCCAGGAAUGGAGAGUCUCGACAUGCUGGAUCCAGCAAAUUCGAUGACAACACUGACACCAAUGUCCGAAAGCACGGGCGGUGGACCGGGGCAUCACGCGGGCAUCCACGGUCCCUCCGUAUACGGCGGCAUGAACGGUAUGAUGAGUCAUCAUCAUCAUCACAGUAACCUAGGCGGCGGUGGCGGCAGCGUGCCGCAUCCGGCGCAUCAUCAUCCGGCGAUGGCUGCAGCGGCCGCGGCUGCAGCCGCGGCGGGUCUACAUCCUGACGCAGAUACCGAUCCGCGCGAGUUGGAGGCCUUCGCCGAGCGAUUCAAACAACGGCGCAUCAAACUCGGCGUUACGCAAGCCGAUGUCGGCAAAGCGCUAGCCAAUCUCAAGCUACCGGGUGUUGGCGCUCUCUCGCAGUCGACGAUCUGUCGCUUCGAAUCGCUCACACUCUCGCACAACAACAUGAUCGCCCUGAAGCCGAUCCUCCAGGCGUGGCUGGAGGAGGCGGAGGCCCAGGCGAAGAAUAAGCGACGCGACCCGGACGCACCUUCGGUAUUACCAGCCGGUGAAAAGAAACGGAAGCGUACAAGCAUCGCUGCGCCAGAGAAACGCUCGUUAGAGGCGUAUUUCGCGGUACAGCCGCGGCCGUCCGGUGAGAAGAUCGCGGCGAUCGCGGAAAAGCUCGACUUGAAGAAGAACGUCGUACGAGUCUGGUUCUGCAAUCAGCGGCAGAAGCAGAAACGCAUGAAGUUCGCGGCUCAACAUUGA